AUGUACCCUGGUCCCAAGCCUCCGACGCCUCACGUUCCUGGCAUCUACCGCUUCACAGCGACUGCCUUGGGUGCCGGCAUGUGGUUCUUCUUGAUGUACCGCGCGAAGAAGGACGGACCCGUGUUGUUGGGCUGGAAGCAUCCUUGGGAUCACUAA
This is a messenger RNA of Colletotrichum graminicola M1.001, 156 nucleotides long. RefSeq lists its product as uncharacterized. NCBI's taxonomy places the organism in Eukaryota, Fungi, Ascomycota, Sordariomycetes, Glomerellales, Glomerellaceae. The coding region runs from base 1 to 156 and encodes 51 amino acids. Gene Ontology annotation, cellular component: mitochondrial inner membrane. The record is from RefSeq and is a predicted model, not a curated record. The transcript has 3 exons.